AUGGCUUCAAGAACCACAAGCUCCAUAGCCCUUUUCUUGGCUCUCAGUCUCCUAUUUUUCACAACAAUCUCUGCCUGCGGUAGCUGCACUCCGUGCGGUGGAGGUUGCCCCGCUCCCAAGCCAAAGCCAACUCCUACACCUAAACCAACCCCAAGCCCUAGCUCUGGCAAAGGCAAGUGCCCUAAAGACACCCUCAAGCUCGGUGUCUGCGCCAACGUGCUCAAUGGCCUCCUAGAUUUGACCCUUGGCAAGCCACCGGUUGAGCCAUGCUGCAGCCUCAUCCAAGGACUCGCUGAUGUUGAAGCAGCCGUUUGUCUCUGCACCGCUCUUAAGGCUAACAUUCUUGGAAUCAACUUGAACCUUCCAAUCUCUCUAAGUCUGCUCCUCAAUGUUUGCAACAAAAAAGUUCCUUCUGGCUUCCAAUGCUAA
This is a messenger RNA of Arabis nemorensis, 429 nucleotides long. Lineage: Eukaryota; Viridiplantae; Streptophyta; Magnoliopsida; Brassicales; Brassicaceae. The record is from the annotation of a GenBank genome assembly.